Staurois parvus is the source of this 474-nucleotide messenger RNA. The record is from the annotation of a GenBank genome assembly. Lineage: Eukaryota; Metazoa; Chordata; Amphibia; Anura; Ranidae.
AUGGGCCCCUGUACCGCCUCCUCAUGCUGCUGCCAGGCCCCUAAUCUGCCAUGGGCCCCUGUACCGCCUCCUCAUGCUGCUGCCAGGCCCCUAAUCUGCCAUGGGCCCCUGUACCGCCUCCUCAUGCUGCUGCCAGGUCCACAGUGUGUCAUGGGUCCCUGUACGGCCUCCCAUUGCUGCUGUCUCCAUCGCCACACUCUGCCAUGUGCCACUUUCAGGUCUCCUCACACUGCUGGUGGGUUCCAUUUUGUCAUAGGGUGCUGUAUGGCCUCCCAUUGCUGCUGCCUCCACCGCCACACUGUGGCUCCACACUCUGGUUUUGGCCCCGUGACUGGCCAAAUGAGUGAAGUGUGCGGUGAUUCUAAGAUCGACGGCACUCAUCUGCAUGUCAUACUGACUGACAGUAUUAUUUCUCUUCCCCAGCAGACUCCAAGGGCAUUUAAAUUAAAGGUACAGUGUUCUGCACUAAUAUAA